CACGGGGCCGGGCACAGAUGAGGAAGUGAACGCUGACAGGAAAGAUCCGUGUAACGCGAAGUGGGCGGGAGAUCGUCCUCGGUCCUUGAGACCGAUGGCAGGAUUGCUGCGCUUUAGUUCAGGGGCCGUAUGAAUGCAGAGCGGAUGGGGGCGGAUUACAUGGCGAUGUACCGGUGCUCCAUGUUACUCGGCCCGGUGCGGGGGUCCGCGGUGCUGUGGUGGUGGUUGCUGCUGCUCGUGGGUCUGGUGCCUUUGUGCACCGGGGUGUCCAACACGAGCAACACUGCCUUCCAAGCGUUCAGUCUGAGCGGGAAGUGGGACAUCCGAAACUCGGAGAACUCCGUCAGACUGCAAGGGGAUGUUCCGGGCUGCGUGCAUACCGCGUUAUCCGCCCGGAGGAUCAUCAAGGAUCCUUACAUCCGAUUUAAUGAUAUAGCAUAUAGAUGGAUCACUCAUGAUGAAUGGAUAUACAGCAAGGCAUUUACACUCCCUCCAAAAAUAAGGCUUUGGAAGAAAGUGGUCUUGGUUUGUGAAGGGAUUGAUACAGUGUCUUCAGUUUUUCUUAACAAUGUCUCUGUCGGGGAAACCAAUAACAUGUUCAAUCGAUACUCUUUUGACAUUACCAAACAAAUCAUGGAGAAAAACUACAUAGAGAUCAGGUUUCGGUCUGCUGUAGGUUGGGCAAAAGAAAGAAGCGCAAACCACUCCUAUAUUAUCCCACCAGAAUGCCCUCCUGACGUACAAAAAGGAGAAUGCCACGUGAACUUCAUCAGGAAGGCACAAUGCUCAUUUAGCUGGGAUUGGGGCCCAGCUUUUCCUACACAAGGAAUUUGGAAGGAUAUCUGGAUUGAGGCCUACGACCUUGUACACUUGGAUUAUAUCUCGUAUCUUCCAGUUUUUGAUAAUGACACUUCCCAAUGGAUAAUCAUUAUAGAGCCUGUCUUUGACACAGUCACUGACAAUCUUAAGGGAUGUGCAACAAUAAAAAUACCAGACCUUAAAGUUGAUUAUUCCAGUGAAAUUACAAUAAAUCCUGAGCAGAGGGUACUUCAGGUGAUUGUAAAAAUCCAUCAGAAUGCUUCUGUAGAGUUGUGGUGGCCAAAUGGGUACGGAUCGCAAACUGGAUACGAGUUGACUGCCAGCUUUAUGUUUGAUGGAUACACUAUUAAAAAGACGACCAAGAUUUAUUUUCGCACGGUGGAGCUGACCGAGGAACCUAUCACUGGUUCUCCAGGCCUGUCGUUCUAUAUUAGAAUUAAUGGGGUCCCUAUUUUCCUCAAAGGCUCCAACUGGAUUCCAGCGGACUCUUUCCAAGACAGAAUUACGUCAGAGAGGUUGCAGAUUCUGCUCAAGUCUGUGGUGGAAGCAAACAUGAAUACUCUGCGAGUCUGGGGUGGAGGCAUCUACGAAAGUGAUGAAUUCUACAAUAUGUGUGAUGAACUUGGAAUCAUGGUGUGGCAGGACUUUAUGUUUGCCUGCUCCCUGUAUCCCACUGAUGACUUGUUCCUAGAUACGGUCCACAAAGAGGUAACGCAUCAGAUGAGAAGACUUAAGUCCCAUCCUUCUGUUAUUGUCUGGAGUGGCAAUAAUGAAAAUGAAGCUGCAAUUGCAAGUGACUGGUUUUCUAUACCUGACAAAAUGAGAGCUGUUUAUGUACAAGACUAUCUCACCCUUUAUAUAAAAACCAUAAGGAAGAUUAUCCUUGAUAUGGAUAACACCCGUCCCUUUAUGCCUUCAAGCCCAUCCAAUGGGAAAGAGACUGUUCAAGAACAUUGGCUGUCCAAGAACCCAUACGACAAUCAUUUUGGUGACACCCAUUAUUAUAACUACUUAACAGACUGCUGGGACUGGAGAUUAUACCCCAGAACUCGUCUGGCUUCAGAAUAUGGAUUCCAGUCAUGGCCAUCAUUUAGCACCAUUUAUAAGGUUUCGGUUCCUGAAGAUUGGUCCUACGGAAGCAAUUUUACAUGCCAUCGCCAGCACCAUGCUUCAGGUAACGAGCAAAUGAUUCUUCAAGCUGGUCUCCACUACCAGAUACCAACAAACAGUGAUCCUGUUAGAGAGUUCCAGGAUAUGCUUUACUUAACUCAGGUGAUGCAGGCACAGUGUGUAAAACUACAGACUGAGUUCUACCGACGAAGUCAAGCAGAAAUAAUUGAUGGCCUUGGCCACACCAUGGGGGCCCUGUACUGGCAGUUAAAUGAUAUUUGGCAGGCACCAUCUUGGUCGUCAAUUGAAUACGGAGGGAAGUGGAAAAUGCUUCAUUAUUAUGCCAAGAACUUCUUUGCACCGGUUGCUACAAGUGGGUUUGAAGACCGUGAUGUUUUGUACAUAUAUGGCGUUUCCGACCUCUUGGAGGAUCGUUCUUUCAAGCUCACAGUUAAGGUCUACAAAUGGGACUCAUUAUCGCCGGUUUGCGAAAAAGUUACAGAAGAAAUAGUGUUAACUGCAAGGAGUUCAGUUGGAAUAUACAAGGAGGCUAUUCCCGAAUUGCUGGAGAGGUGUCAGAAUGUUACCAGGCAGAACAGCGUGGUGCUCUUCUAUCUCCUGCACCAGGGGCAACUCUAUGGUGCACAAAACUGGCAUUUCCUAAGCUCCCCGAAGGAGGCACAGGGCAUGCUCAAACCAAACAUCACAGUAUCGAUAGCGCAAGAAAAUAAAGUGUAUGUUUUCACUUUGGUGACUUCUAGUUUAGCACCGUUUGUGUGGCUGGAUGUCUGGGACGUUCCCGGAAGGUUUUCGGACAAUGGAUUUCUUCUGGUCGAAGAGAAGACAACGGUUUAUUUUUAUCCAUGGGUAGAAACCACUAUUGAAGAACUAAAGAAAUCUCUCCGUGUAACUACACUAAGAGAUACUUAUUAAUGGAAAGUAUAGAGGGAGGCGA
Messenger RNA from Spea bombifrons (plains spadefoot toad), 2884 nucleotides. It is a transcript of the gene MANBA, whose product is annotated as mannosidase beta. The record is from RefSeq and is a predicted model, not a curated record. Gene Ontology annotation, molecular function: beta-mannosidase activity. Lineage: Eukaryota; Metazoa; Chordata; Amphibia; Anura; Pelobatidae. The transcript is spliced from 17 exons. Gene Ontology annotation, biological process: carbohydrate metabolic process; glycoprotein catabolic process. The coding region runs from base 130 to 2862 and encodes 910 amino acids.